Messenger RNA from Hibiscus syriacus, 463 nucleotides. RefSeq lists its product as uncharacterized. Lineage: Eukaryota; Viridiplantae; Streptophyta; Magnoliopsida; Malvales; Malvaceae. The record is from RefSeq and is a predicted model, not a curated record. Bases 97 to 366 code for a protein of 89 amino acids. The transcript has 2 exons.
CUACCCCAUCAGCAAAACAAACAUCAAAACCCAGUCCAUCUUUCAAGUACUAUCUUCUUCAAUUUCAGGAUUUAAGAAUCAAAGUGUAGUUGCAAGAUGAGUUCAACAAGCAGAGCAUGGAUUGUUGCAGCCAGCAUGGGAGCCGUGGAGGCUCUGAAAGAUCAAGGUAUCUGCAGAUGGAACUAUACUUUAAGGUCAGCCGUCCAGCAUGCCAAGAACCAUGUCAGGUCUGCUUCUCAGGCCAGGAAUCUCUCUUCCCAAUCCUCAGCUGCAAUUUCAAAAGGACUGUGCAGGGAUGACAAGUCUAAACAAUCAGAAGAGUCAUUGAGGAAAGUCAUGUACUUGAGCUGUUGGGGUCCAAACUGAGCCUUCCAUGGGUGUAUUUAUGAUGUAUAUAGCUUACAAAAUGAUAUAGGAGAGUAUCUGCCCAUAAUCCUAUAACUAAUAAAAUGAGUUUUCAGAA